Messenger RNA from Babesia bigemina, 5127 nucleotides. RefSeq lists its product as hypothetical. The transcript has a single exon. NCBI's taxonomy places the organism in Eukaryota, Apicomplexa, Aconoidasida, Piroplasmida, Babesiidae. The record is from RefSeq and is a predicted model, not a curated record. Bases 1 to 5127 code for a protein of 1708 amino acids.
AUGGGAUUUUUGCUUAGUAUAAUCACUGACGUAAAAAACGACAAAAACCUUGAGAAAUACAAUAGCAAAUUACCUGAAAUACUUGAUAAAAUUAAACUCGCUAAAUAUAAUAGAAAAACGCAUUUUGAUAGUAGUAUUGCCGCCGUCAGUCAGGGGAUUAGGCAAUGGGUGAGCGGGGUGGAGGGGAAACAUAAAGCGAUAAUGACACCGUUAGAAAACCUACAAUUAAGAAUAAAGGGGCAUAUAUCUGCUUCCUUACGAAAUAAGCCACUUACCGAUCAGUUAAAAAAUUGGCAGACUUUUGCUGGGGACUAUCUUGGUAAUGUAUUAGAUUCUGAAUUGGCGUUAAAUGACGUUGACGAAUAUGUGAGGCAUAAACUAGACGUUAAAAUUGGAUUCGUAAAGCAGGCUGUCGACACUUUGUGGAAUUCGGUGAAUGAUCCCGCCGUCGACCAGUCCGUUAAGGAUUUGAGUGAGAAGUUCACGAGGCAGCGUAGUGGAGUCAAUGAGCGCAUACAAACUCAUAUACAGGAGAUCAGCGAAGCGUUGCGGAAAAAUUUUAUAUCUAUCGGUAGUAGUAUCGAGCAGUUAAGGCAAGUGAAACGGGGUCAGUUCGAAUAUGUCGAUAAAAAUAUACGCGAUGCGAUCGACCUUUCCGAUGGAAUAAUUACGGAUAUAAACAAUACUUUCAUGAUCCACCUUCAAAAAGAAUUUACGUCAUUGAAGGACGCGAUAAAAGAUUUUGAUCCUGAUGAUGAUGAUGCGCCAAUUGAAGGAAUAACAUCGAAAUUUAAAGAGAAAGUUGAGUCAGUUUUGACACAGGUACAUGAUGUUGGUAAUACACUUAGCCAACAUCUUUGGAAUUUGGAAUCUUUAAUUCAUAAGGCAGAUGAGACAAUGACUAGUGCGUUGACCAAUGUUGCCGAAAUCAUUAAUGAAGUGACGGGUAACAAAACGCCGAAUAAUAGAGUACAAAUCGAGAAUGCGGUGCAAAGGUUGGCAGAACAGAUGCAACAGUAUUAUGUAGAUCUUAAUAAAAGACAACUUGAAAGCUACGCCUACGAAGCCAUGUAUGCGCUGGAGAAUCUUGGCGUUGCUGUGAUUAAGUUGGUUGAUGAUAUUUUAGAACAGUUUUCUAGUGGAUCAACUGCAGGUAUUGCCAAUCGUAGUCAUGGCCACAUACAGACUGUUCAAGAAUACAACAAGAAAUUAAAAGAUAUUUCGAGGCAGCUAAUCGUGACUGCGCAGCACAUUUCAACCAAUAAUAGCAAACCCAAAGCGUCGUAUUCUUUUUCACAAUCAAAUAAUAGCUCCCUCAUUCAAGCAUGUAAUGAUCUAAAAAAAUUACACGUUGAGAUUGAACAAUUUGAUCAGAAAAAUCACACUCCUUUGGUAUCAAAGGUUGCCACAUAUGUCGCUGCAGUGAAGCGUGUAUUAUCAGAAAUAGUAAGUACUCUGAAAACCGAUAUUCGGAGAAGCAUGAUGGAAUUCAAAGUGCUAGAUAUAAAAUGUGACAAUGGCAUUUUACAAGAAAUGAUUAAUCCACUUCACAAGUCUUUACAAGAUGCUUCGCAAUUAUCUGGACAUCUUUACAAUCAAUUACAAGGUAAUAAACGUCAGUCACGCAUAUCAAACCGUGACGUGAGCGCUAAUGGUAGUACAUACGUGGAAAAUCUUCACGAUGCAUACAAUACGUUCAACGAUAUAAUACAAGGUGUUCGGAGGUUUAGCAGCGAUUUCAUGAAAGACAAAGAAGAAAUAGAUGUCCUAGGAAAACGCAUCAAAGAGCCGUUCGACAGCCUCGUCGAGGUCAUUAGGAGAGAAUCCGAUGAACCGGAUGGCCUUAGGCCAAUUCUAACUGCGUUUAAGAGAACAAAAAUUGAUAAAUCUGGCGACUCAUCCGAUAGCUUAGGUAAACUACGUCAAGAAAUCGCUAAUUUGAAAACUAAGGAAUUGUCUGCCAACCACAGCGGCAAAAUCCGACAAGCCAUUCAAAAAGUAUUUGACACAAUCAAUAAUGACCUCGACAAAUUGCCAACUGCGAUUGAUGCGGCACAGAAAGUGGCACAAAAUGUUAUGAAUUGCCUUGCGAAAGACACCGAAGAUGUACAAAACAGAAUCAAUACGAUCGCUGAGAAUGUAAAAGCCGCCGAAGAAUCCAUUAACAGUGCCAUUUUACGCCUUCAAACAUCUUUCGAUGGCGCUCGGGACACGACGAGUUUGGCACUGCCAAGCCUUCAAAGUAACCUGCAAAAGCGCAUGAAUCAAGCAUUCAAUGACAUGGAGGAUGCCAUCAAAACAAUGUUUUCAAAGCAAAGACAAGUGGAAUUGGUAUUAUUGCAAGCUAGUGUAGCCACCUAUAUCUCCCAAAUCCAAGCCAUCAUCACCGCCGACUCCGCGUCCGGCCUCAAAGGCCUGAUGAACAAGCUGAGUAGCACUUUCAACACAAAAGGCUUAAAACGUCCAAACGAUGAACUUCAGACAUAUGCUAACAGAGUAAAAGUAUUUUGUGAUGCAUUCUUCGAUGACUUCAAAGACCAACAAGACAUCCUCCCUGUCCAAGGUAAACUCACCCCCCUCACCGGCGCCCUCUCCGCCCUCCUGUCCACAAUGCACUCCCAACGCCACUUCUCUGCCGCCGUCUCCCUGCGCCUCGCCGACCUCCAAACGCAGCUCACCGCCCUCACCCCCGCAAAGUUCGCCGAGGCCUCCCCGCUGCUCAACGUCGUCAAGGCCGGCGUCCGGGCGUUCCACGGGGAGCUCGCGAAGCAGUACGUCAGCAGGUACUCGGGGAAAGAAAUUACCUGGGUGAAGGACGUUGAGAGGUCUAAGACUCAAGAAAAAGAGCCUACUGAAGAAGCGUUAAAAUGUGGUAAAGUGUUUUUUAGUUGCUUGCAAACGCUCUUCGACGGUUUGCAUGAGCUUCGGGAAAACUGCGCAGGAAACGCUGCCUGGGAGCACAAAACUAUUUCGCUAACCGAAACUGCGCAACAUGGAAAUACAAUCACCAAUCCACUCGGAAGGUUUUUCCAGCGCUGCGGUUACACUGUCUGCUCAGGCCCGAACAAGCAUAACGGUGAGCUGCGGAACACGGCGGAGUGCAGGGGCGGACAUAUUCACAAGAAGUUGGAUGGAGACAUAAGGGGCAUUGAUGGUCAAACGUACAAGCUUGUUACCGAAUACGACGAAAAGAAAGAUGAAGAAAGCAAGCAGCAACAUGGACUCCUCAAGAAGCUGUUCGACCACCUCCACGAUUACUACAGCGUUCGUCACCUAUCCACUUUCUCCGCCAAGACAUAUCCUACUUCCGUCUACGACAUGCUUCAGUGGCUUUGUGGUCUCACGUACAAUCCAGUCCACGAAACGCUCUCACAUGACGGAUUUAGUGCAUUGUUUGAGAAGCCAGAAGAUGGCGAAGCCAAGCAUCAUUUAAUAGAUGAUAUGCCAGUGGAACUUGAAGACGCAGACUCUUUGGAGGCAUAUCCACAGAAGAUCACAGCAGCGUCCUUGAGUGAUGCUCUGGCAGUGGUAUGUCACUACUCACAUGACGUGCUCACAACCAUUCUAGGCCACGGCCAUGGUGACGGUGUAUACGCGUGUGAGUUCAACACAAACAACAGAGCUCUAAUGUAUCCCAGCAAUAUGGACACCUUGCUUUGCAUGAUAUGUGACGUCGUCAACCGUCUCUACCGCCAGCUCCACUUCCUAUAUAACCAGUGCCAAUAUAACACUGAGCUCAGUGGCUGGCUUGAUUGCGAAUAUGGUCAAGGCGUCGGUGGCUCAGGUUGGCGGUGCAACGUCGACCAAUGUGCCAACCAAGCGUGCAACCAAAACAGUGGGCAAAGAGCCAACCAAAAUGGUAACCAAAGAGCUGACCAACGAUGCGACCAGCACCCUAAGUGCGGCGUCAAAUCUCCAUUGCAAUCAUUCCUCGAAGAUGGUUUGCAAGGGUUCCUACCGCAUCAACUCAAAUACGAAAAGGGCAAAGUCGUCUGUUCGGUUAAAGAUCAUUCCGGCAUAGAGUGUAUCACGCCUUUCGGUUUUUCAAGUAUCAGUCAUAGGGCAUCGCACAGGGCUACGGGGCAACGUAUCGUCGAUGUGCUUGCUGGUUACUGUGGUAAUCAAAUGUCUCCCCUCACUAGACUCUGCAGCUUAUUUAAUUGUGUUAUUCCUACUCCUCCCAAAACGCUUGGCCAGAUGUUUGGCUUCUACUACAGCUUGCUUGUUGACUGGGAUGACAGCAGUAAACGCAAUGCCAAACGUGAAGCACAUAGAGAGGCAGCAUUUAACAAAGCUGUUAGUGACGCCGACUUCGCAAAUCCCAAAACCACUUUGGACAUGACUUCGUUGUUCAGAAGCGGAAAACAUAAUCCCAGUACAGGCGACCAGAGUAGUACCCAUCUUACCGGCGAUCUCUAUGCUCUUGUUAAAUGCAACGGUAACCCAGCGUCAGAUCCAUCACACCCGUGCGGCGCAUAUCUUAGACCGUUAUGCUAUGAUACCUGUGCUAUGUUCUCCAAAGAGCACGCCGACAAGUACCUUUCAUGGAUCGUCUACUUGACGGAGACAUUCUACACUGCGCUUCAAAAGUUGCUAGAGGACUGCCAGAAAACGUGCGGUGCGGAUUCUAAGAAGUGCAAAAUUGGAAAAUGUAAGAAGGAUUGCGAAACAAAGGCGAAGCCACUUGCUCCAUCCUCGAAACACAGUGACGCCUGCAAAUCAAUUGUCGAGUGCGGGUACAUUCGUCCUACAUUCUUCAGAUAUGGUUUCAUACACAAUAACGUUAGCAGUCUCAGCGGUGUAUCAGGUGACGCACAUAAAAGGACCUGCACAGAUUUCUGCACAUUAUUGCAACUUGUGACGAAGGAAGGUAAUGUACUUUAUAACAUCGUAAACAAUACCAUACCCAAUUUCUUCUGGACGAUUAGACAGAAAUUCUUCUGGACCAUCCUCGCACUCUGGCUCCUCUCUCUCCUCUACCUGCUCCACAUCAUGGUCAUCCGCCUAGACCUGCUCCACAUCAAAUCGCAUUUACAUAGUCCCUCAUCACAUCGCAUCGCCGCGCAAUCACUGCUUGCUGCUGGACGCGUUAACAAGCUUAACAGGGUGUUUUACCUACAACCAUAA